CCACCCGCCGCACGUACUAAGCAAGGCUCACAGCCCGCUGCGCUCGCCUCGCCGCCCCGCGUCUAGCUAGCCCAGCGUCCGCCGCGCCUUGGCCAAGGCUUCAACAGACCACACCAAAAUGCCAUCUCAAAUGGAACAUGCCAUGGUAACCAUGAUGUUUACAUUUCACAAAUUUGCUGGGGAUAAAGGCUACUUAACAAAGGAGGACCUGAGAGUACUCAUGGAAAAGGAGUUCCCCGGAUUUUUGGAAAAUCAAAAAGACCCUCUGGCCGUGGACAAAAUAAUGAAGGACCUGGACCAGUGCAGAGAUGGCAAAGUGGGCUUCCAGAGCUUCUUUUCCCUGAUUGCAGGCCUCACCAUUGCAUGCAAUGACUAUUUUGUAGUACACAUGAAGCAGAAGGGAAAGAAGUAGGCAGAAAUGAGCAAUUCCCCCGGCCCUGAUAAGAGUUGUCCCAAAGGGUCACUUAAGGAAUCUGCCCCACAGCUUCCCCCAUAUAAGGAUUUCAUGAGCAGAUCAGGACCCUUA
Molecule: messenger RNA, 526 nt
Organism: Saimiri boliviensis boliviensis (Bolivian squirrel monkey)
Lineage: Eukaryota; Metazoa; Chordata; Mammalia; Primates; Cebidae
Product: protein S100-A10
Cellular component (GO): cytoplasm
Molecular function (GO): calcium ion binding; calcium-dependent protein binding; transmembrane transporter binding
Source: RefSeq, a predicted model, not a curated record